Molecule: messenger RNA, 3050 nt
Organism: Planococcus citri (citrus mealybug)
Lineage: Eukaryota; Metazoa; Arthropoda; Insecta; Hemiptera; Pseudococcidae
Gene: Taz
Product: tafazzin, phospholipid-lysophospholipid transacylase
Exons: 4
Coding region: 223-1020 (265 amino acids)
Biological process (GO): inner mitochondrial membrane organization; cardiolipin acyl-chain remodeling
Cellular component (GO): mitochondrial membrane
Molecular function (GO): 1-acylglycerophosphocholine O-acyltransferase activity
Source: RefSeq, a predicted model, not a curated record
UAUUCGCGAUUGCGGCCAUAUCACAGAGAACUGAAUUGAUAAGGUUAACGAAGUUUUGAAAAAAAAACCACAAUGUACUUUUCGUAAGCUACUGAAAUGUGCUACUUGUCAAAAAACAGUUGAAUUAUUCCGCGGUUAAAUGAAUAAUCUAGUGAAACAAUCAUGCUGUGAACUGUCGGGUGUCAGACGUUUCUCUUCGAUUCCUUGCUUUUGACGUGUAAAAUGGAUUACAAUAUAGACUGGAUCAUUCCAGCCUUACGUAAACCAACUAUACCAAGGUUUUUAUGGAGAAUUUGCAGCUCUAUAACGGUGACCGCUGUCGGAUGUCUUAGUAAAUUAUUCAUUAGAUUUUUAAACAAACCGAAGAUCUAUAAUACAGAGCCUUUACAUCAUGCGUUGCAAAAAAGACCUCUAUCAGUACCUUUGAUUACAGUUUCGAAUCAUCAUUCGUGUUUCGACGAUCCUGGAAUAUGGGUCAUGUUGAAAUGGCGUACCUUGUUAUGUAAUAGAAGAUUGAGAUGGUCUCUAACCGCCCAUGAUAUCUGCUUUACGAAUAGCUUUCACUCGUAUUUCUUCAUGUCAGGACAAUGUAUUCCAGUCGUACGAGGCAAAGGAGUAUUUCAAGAAGCUGUCGAUUAUUGUGUAGAGCUAUUAGCCAGAGGAGAAUGGCUACACGUGUUUCCCGAGGGUAAAGUCAAUAUGACGAAAGAAUUUCUACGUUUGAAAUGGGGUAUAGGUCGUAUAAUUUACGAAUGUCCUGUAAUACCCAUUGUAAUACCGAUCUGGCAUGUCGGAAUGGAAGAAAUACUUCCCAACUACCCGCCAUAUUAUUUAAGAACUGGUAAAAAAGUAACAAUCAACGUCGGCGAUCCGAUCGAUUUAAAAGAUAUCCUUUUAAAACUGAAAGAAGACAAAGUAUCUGACGAAACGGCCAGAAAAGUCAUCACCGACCGGAUUCAAAACGAAUUGUACAAGUUAAAAGAGGCCACCGAAGAAUUACACAAGAAUCAUAACUCUUGACGAAGAAACCAACCGCGUAUCGGCGGUAAAUUUACGUAUUCGUCGAACGAUUGAAUCUUAUAUAGUUAUUUCUACACUGCGGAGAAGAUUGGUCAGUGAAUUAUAAUCCAAUUUUUGUUCUAGUAUUUAAACAAAAAAAAAAACAAAAACAAAAAAUUAAAAAACCGAUGGUGCAAUUCUAUGGUAUUAGCGAUCGUUGAAAAAUUCUUGUAGUUCAUUUCCUAAAUGCUUUCCCACGUUAUCGCUUGAUAGAAUCUUUUUGUUUUCUUUCGAAAUUUUAAUCUCUUAUUGAAUAAUUUUCUCUUUAUGCUUAAGAGUUAUGAAAUCAAAGACUGGUUAGCAUAAUUUGCAUUUAAAAAUGUGAAAAAUUAACAAAAAAAAAAUUCUGUAGGAUAAUUUAUAAAAAUAUUGGUUAAGGGUUAGGUAAAUAAAAGCGAAACGCGAAGGGUAUUUUUAAACAAAUUUUCAGUGAAAUGAUUGGGUACUUAGUACGUUGAUAUGUGAAGAAAAAAAACUUGCAGUUGUUGUUGUUGAAUUGUUAUUAUUGUUUAAUAAGGUGUUAUUAGUAUUUUAUUAUUUUAUUUUCAAACUGUUCGGAUUCUUUUGAUUUUUCAACACGUUCAAAUACGAAAAAACCUGCGACAAAAAAUAAAUAAUUAUCACUCGUCUUGAAUACACGAUCGUCGAUGUUUAUAAGUUUAAAAUUAACUCUUACGAAGUCGUUAUUUUAACGAUAUAAUGAAUGGUUCUUAACGAGUAAUUUUUCUGUUUCCGUUAUUUCGUUAAUUUUAGUUAUUUUUUUUCCUUCGUUGUUAACGUCAUAAUAACGGUCAAGUUCAACUUAAUAGAAUCAGAUUAUUCCGACAGCUGAGGCUUAUAGACAAAGCUGCUAUCAUAAUUCAUAAUUUUCCUAAUCAAUCGACAUUGAACGAAGUGCAUACGUAUUUAAAAUACGAGUAAUUUCUACCACGGUGCAUUUUCUUUAUACGUACGUAUUGUUUUUAACUCGCCUUGAUUUCGUAUGAAUGAUUCGUAUUUAGCAAUAUUUUCACUUUAUAUAAUGUGUUCAAAUAUUUACUUAACUUUCGAAAUUUUGAGCUAAAAUACAGAAUAUCAAAUUUGCAACUUUCAACCGAACGUAUCGACUGUAAAAUAAUUAAUAAUAUAUACGUAAUUUCUGUGAUUGCUGCGCAGUUAUCCACACAGUUGCGUAGAAAUUUCGUUUUUUUGAUCAUCGUCGAUAUCUAAUUUCGCUUCGAAAAAUACAUCACAAUUGCUUUCAACUACACAAAAGAAUUAUACCAUCGUAAUUUAUCUAAGAAACGACUUAAUUCCAGUGUAAUUUUCCACUUUAACGGUGCGUUGGGAAAUGUAAGUGUACCAUGUUUCCCAAUCACGUAUAAAUUCCAUACAAGAUUUGCUACAAUCGUCAGUAGACGACGAAUUGUUACUGCGAACCAUUGUUAAAUCUUACCAGGGUAUUAAAUUUCAAUAAGUUUUUUUUUGUGUGUGUUUCUAUUGUUUGUAUUUCGUUAUUUAGGAUAAAUUAUUAUUAAAGUAUUUUUAUGUAAGGGUUGUAAGGAGUUAGCUGUCGUGCUCUUGUUUAUUAUACUAUUUUAAACGUAUUUAUAGACAAAUUUUUAUCAUCAAACGAAAUAGUUACCAAGUUGGCAACGCGCGCGAAGACGCGUGAUAUCGCACAAAACAUAAUUUUUUUUCUUUCUUCGUUCUUCUUAUGCCAAAUUACGUUUAUGAAAUAUAUUUAGUAUUGUAAAUACCUACCCCGUCUAUAUUGAUUGUGUAUUAAGUAUUUAUACUUAAUGAAUAUGGAAAGUGUGCUCAUAAAGCAUUUACAAUGUAGUUGUUUUUCUCUUCGACGUACCUCUACCUGCGUUUAUAUAGGUUGUAAAUUGUCGUUGGACGAAGUUACACGCACGAGAUCGAAGUAAUAUUUAAUUGGAUAGUAAUUACGUUGAAAAAAAUUUUUAAAUGGUAUAAAUAAAUUGAAUAAAUCGUGUUUUCGAGCUUAA